This is a messenger RNA of Betta splendens (Siamese fighting fish), 2805 nucleotides long. RefSeq names its product SPARC (osteonectin), cwcv and kazal like domains proteoglycan 1 (gene spock1). NCBI's taxonomy places the organism in Eukaryota, Metazoa, Chordata, Actinopteri, Anabantiformes, Osphronemidae. The transcript has 12 exons. Bases 16 to 1650 code for a protein of 544 amino acids. The record is from RefSeq and is a predicted model, not a curated record. Gene Ontology annotation, molecular function: calcium ion binding; protein binding.
CAGCGUUAGAAAUCAAUGACACGGUUUGUGCGUAUCGGGAAGGGGAGGGAGAGAGAGAGAGAGAGAGAGAGAGAGAGAGAGAGAGAGAGAGAGAGAGAGAGAGAGGAGGCGGUGUCUGGUAACCGAGGAGGGGAGAGAGAGAGCUCCCGGUCCGCUAGUCCUCUCAACUGCGUUCCAGCGUCAUUCCUCCAAGCAGUCGGGUGCUACCGGAGUGCCCGGGCCCGUGGACUUAUUCUCCCCCGGGAACUGAAACUGGACAACGGCAAACUAUCCCAGAAGAUGCUCUUCCUCCUGCUCCCGGCCGUGGCUCUCUUGCUGAGCGGAGACGCGGUGGUCUCCGGUAACAGUAACGACAAAUGGCUGAGCACCGUGGCUCAGUACAACAAGGACAGAUCCUGGAACAGAUUCAGAGACGACGACUACUUCAAAAGCUGGGCUCCUGCCACGUCGCUAGACCGAGAGCGAGAGGCCGAACCUGGAAAACAUGGAGCUCCAGGAAGUAAAGUCCACUCCAGCUCAGCCAAGAAGACAGUCCAGGACGGUCCAGAUGCCACGAAGGAUCCGUGUCUGAAGGUGCGCUGUCCUCCUCACAAGGUGUGCGUCAGCCAUGACUACCAGACGGCCAUCUGCACCAACCACAAGCAGCCGCCGCACAGUGUGAAGCCCAGAAAAGGCAGCGCGGGUCACAAGUACCGGCUCGAAGCCAGCGCUCAUGGGAAAUGUAGGCUCUGCUCUGCCCUUCAAUCAAGCCCUGUGUGCGGCUCUGACGGACACACCUAUUCCUCCAAGUGUAAGCUGGAGUUUCAGAGUUGUCUAUCGGGGAAGACGAUCUCGGUGAAAUGCGAUGGGCUGUGUCCCUGUUUGCCCGGCCAGGAUCUCAGAAGACUGCCGCACAGGCCCGAGCAGCCUGCCUGCUCUGACACAGAGCUUCACAGUCUUGCUGCCAGACUGAAGGACUGGUUCGGAGUUCUCCACCUUGACGCCAAUAGGGAUCUCAAAUCCUCUGACAGCUUUGACUCCACGGCUGGACACUUUGACACCAGCAUCCUGCCCAUCUGCAAGGACUCCCUGGGCUGGAUGUUCAACAAGUUGGACAUGAACUUUGACCUCCUGCUGGACCAAUCAGAGCUGAGCGCCAUCUACUUAGACAAGUAUGAGCUGUGCAUGAAACCCCUCUUCAAUUCCUGCGACUCCUUCAAGGACGGCAAGCUGUCGAACAACGAGUGGUGCUACUGCUUCCAGAAGCCUGACGGACUGCCCUGUCAGACGGAGAAGAGCAAGAUCCAGAACCAGAGUCGAAAGAAGAGCCUCAUAGGCUACUACAUCCCUCGCUGUACCGACGAGGGCUACUUCAAACCCACCCAGUGUCACAGCAGCACGGGCCAGUGUUGGUGCGUGGACAAAUACGGCAACGAGAUCGCCGGCUCCAGAAAACAGGGCAACCCCAACUGUGACGAGGACCAGGAGACGUCGGGGGACUUCGGCAGCGGCGGCGCGGUCAUUCUCCUCGACGACCAGGAGGAGGAGCAGUCGCGCAGCAGCCGGAGCCGGCAGAAGAAGCGACGGGGACGGAUCCACCCCAGAGGCGCCAUGGAGGACGACGAGGACGAGGACGACGACAAGGACGACGAGAUCGGCUACAUUUGGUAGCUCCGCUCCAUUUUGCUCCGCCAUCAGCCGACCAGGAAACUCCGUUAACCCAGCACAGAUCUGAAGCCAUUCCGAUGUCUACUCCUCCUCUGUUACCGUGGCAGCAGUCCAUCUUUUGGGCACCUGAACUUGAUCUUGUAAUCCCCGUCCUCCCUCCAAACGUCUCUCUUCAUUGAACUUCAUCUGACCUCCUCCUCUUAAAGCGUUUCCCUCUCUCCUCACAAACCAGAGAUCUCAUUAGAUCCCAACAACAACUGUCAAGACCCUGUUAGAAUUCUGCUCCAGCUGUCACCGUCUCCUUCUACCUUUCCCAAACCUCUGAUCAUUAACCUCCUCCGACAUGGACGAGGUCGUUUCCUCCCCCUCCAUCUUUUUUUUACUGAUUAUCUCCCUCUCCUGUCCGUGUACGUCCAUGUCAGAGCCUCUGGUCAGUCUGCGAGCUGAAAUACUGGAUGUAAAUAUGUUCUUCCAUCAGCGUUUCAUUCCCAUCCGCCGUGUCGCACUGUUGGGCUCCUUCCAACACGAACCCCCGCCACGCUCCCUGGCUCUGGAGAUGCUCCCUCCCUCUCUGUUACUUCAUGGAGGACUGUAAAUUAUUUAAUCGUUGAUCUUGAAUGUCCCAGAAAGCGCAGGAAGCAAUGAGAUAAAUGAUGUAUUGUCGUUGUUGUUGCAUGUUUCUCAUCUGUGUUUCUGUAAAAGAGAGAUUCACCUGGCCAGGUCUAGCUCUAUGCAUCUCAAACAGAAAGUGAUGCCUAUUUGGCUGCUACAAUACUUUGUUGCUAUGUUGAUGCUGUCUAGUGUCUUUUUGGUUCUUCUCCCAACCUCAGGAGGUAGGAGGCGAUAGAGGUGUAGAAACGUGAACUGCAAGGCCUACGGUCCACAUCUGCAGUGUCUCAGCCAGAUGUUCUGUCGCUGAUUGACCAGUAGGACUGCUGAGGCUGCUCGACAGUGCAUGGACACUAGAGGAAGAGGCUGCUCCUGAGCUGGGAGGACACACAAAGUGGGGCGAGCGGAGAGGAGACUCUGUUCUGCCUCCCAACAUUGGAUAUGUUCAGUGAUAUGAAAUUGAAAUCUUCACCAUGUCAACUAAGUGAACUUUUAUUUGUAACUUUGAAAAUGAAGUAAAGUGGCACUUUGGGUGUCUUUUGAACCUUA